Molecule: messenger RNA, 2656 nt
Organism: Nothoprocta perdicaria
Lineage: Eukaryota; Metazoa; Chordata; Aves; Tinamiformes; Tinamidae
Gene: GORASP1
Product: golgi reassembly stacking protein 1
Exons: 9
Coding region: 37-1308 (423 amino acids)
Biological process (GO): Golgi organization
Cellular component (GO): Golgi apparatus
Molecular function (GO): protein binding
Source: RefSeq, a predicted model, not a curated record
GCUCCGGUUCGGUUCGCUCCGGUCCCACCGGCGGGCAUGGGGCUGCGCUUGAGCUCCGAGGCCCCCGACGGCGGCGCCGAGGGCUUCCACGUGCACGGGGUUCAAGAAAACUCCCCAGCUCAGCAAGGAGGAUUGGAACCUUUCUUUGAUUUCAUUAUUGCAAUAGGACACACUAGGCUUAAUAAAGAAAACAAUAUGCUGAAAGAUCUGCUGAAGGCAAAUGUUGAAAAACCGGUGAAACUGGAGGUGUAUAACAUCAAAACAAUGAAAAUAAGAGAAGUGGAAGUGAUCCCCAACAACAUGUGGGGAGGGCAAGGUCUUCUUGGUGCCAGCGUGAGGUUCUGCAGUUUCCAGGGAGCCAAUGAGCAUGUGUGGCAUGUCUUGGACGUUGAACCUGCGUCUCCUGCAGCUCUCGCUGGUCUGCAGCCAUACACUGACUACGUUGUUGGAUCUGAUCAGAUUCUUCAAGAGUCAGAGGAUUUCUUCUCGCUGAUUGAAUCCCAUGAGGGGAAGCCACUGAAGCUGAUGGUUUAUAACACUGAAGCAGACUCCAUUCGAGAGGUAGUUGUGACUCCCAAUGGAGCUUGGGGUGGAGAAGGAAGUUUAGGAUGUGGCAUUGGAUAUGGCUAUUUGCACAGAAUUCCAACACAGUCUGUAUCAAAGAAAAAGCCAGAAAGCAAACCACCCUCACCCUUAUCAGAAAUCAGGACUCCUGAACCAUCUUCUAAUGGUUACACAGAGACUCCGUUAGUGGCACCUACUUCUCAGAGUGAAAACUCUGAAAUAGUUAUGAGCUUGGAUCAGUCUACAGAUCAAGAAAUGAGUGGUUAUUCACCAGAAAGCUCACUUUCUCCUCCUCCUCCUGUCCAGAGAGUUAUGGAUCCAGGAUUUCUAGACAUGUCUGGUAUUCCAUUUCCUGACCUCACCGACUCAACAAAAGUGUCUGACAUAUCUGCCACCUUCAAGAUGCCAACAGCAGAGACUACAGGAGAUGCUGAAAAUCUAAUGUCUAACAGUGAAGUUACUGGUUAUUUUGAGAAUCGCUUGUCUUUGGACCCUGAAGACUUGACUGCAUAUUCGGAAGGUUCAGCUAAGCAGCCCGAGCUGGAUCAGCCAGUACCCUCGGUUUCAACUCUACCUUCUCUUGUUCUUCCUAAUGAAAUUUCAACAACAACACUAGGAACUGAUCCAAAUAACCAAGAGACAAAGCUACUCUUAAACAGUACUGAGAACUCAUUAUCCACUACUACAUCCAAACCUGAUGAAGAAAAAGGUGUACAGAAAGAAGCAGCUACACAGGAACAGUGAAAAGGACAUUUCUUUUGUUGCCAGACUGUCAAUAUGCUGUAAUGCUACAGCUUGGAAGAUUUUUCUGAUCUCUUGAGGGAAUUAGAGCCAUUCUGUUUGGUUAGUGUAGACAUUAUAAAAAUAUGUAAACUCAUAUGCAAAACCUAUUUCCUCCCCUCAUGGUGUGAUUAGUGUUCAGACUUUGUUUGAAUACAGUUCAAAAAUCAACAAAUUAUUCACUUCCCUUAAAAGGACAAAUUAAUGCAGAACUAUUUGGACACACAUAAAGUUUCAGCUUCUUGGAUUGAAGGUUGUCUUGCAGUUGCUCUUCAGUAUAUUUUUAUGAAGGCCUGCCUGAAUUGUGACCGUUAAUGAUGACUCUGUAAGAAUGUUUGGCAUUUCAAAAGAAAUUUAUUUUACAACUUUGACUUGCUGGAAAGAUUUGCUAAUAGGUCACCUUGGUUUGGUGGAUCUUUUAAGAUACCCUCACUACCCCAAAAUACCUUUAUUCAUCCCUGCUACACUGCAGACUGUUUUUCUUGUUUUAGCCUUUCCCUUCUCUGUGACAUUUAUUCCUAUCUUCUCUAAAACAUUUUUUUUCAGGAAAGGAAGUAGUUUUAAGUUUUGAAAUGGCCAUAUAGAGAUAGGAGAACUUGGAGUGGGUGUGUUCUGUUGCUUUAGCUCUUCAGUGAAUUAUAUGAUGGUUUCACAGUUUAAAAAUCAAGGGAAGAAUGCUGAUGGUUAUUUCAAAUAAAGUUUAUUAAAGAUGAUUCAGGUCAAUUCCAUGUGAAUAGAGGAUGAUAAAUCUUGUAAAAGACAUUGAAUGUGUCUUUAUUUCUCCAGUAAUGAAGGAAUAGAUUUUAUGGCUCUGCUUUUGUGUCUUCCCAAUUAGUAUUUUUAUAAAAAUCCAAGUUGAGGACACUGGAAUGGAACUCACUGUGUAACACAUCUGUUGCGCCUUAGAGCUUUAUUUUUUUGUUUGCAUUUGCCUUGAAAUAUUUUCCACUGUUUGACCUUGUGUUACAUGAUGAGUAAAUAAAAGGUAUCAAUUUAAGAAAACUGAAGGUUUUAAUACUCCCAGGGCAUUAAAAAUUUAUCAUGAAAUUUUAAGCUGGUUGGGAAUAAUUCAUGCAGUUACUGUGAUGAAAAUCCUCUGCAAAAUUAAGAAUGAGGUGCAAUAUUGAGACUUAAGCUCUAAGUUUAUAAGUUUAUUUGGCACAAUAGUGUCAAAUUCCCUCCUUGGGGAGGGAUGGGGAUUCUAGGUCAAGCAGACCUGCCUGGGCCAUCUCCACCUGAAUGGUGCAGAGGAAGCCAUCUACAAGGGCCAGGUCUUCAGCUGAUACCCUGUUGAAUAAAAACUCUUCUUAGA